AUGCCGGACUACACAUCGUUCGUGAAGUACUUCAAUGAGUACCCGAACAUUCCCGCGAGCGAGACAUCGGCGUAUAGCCGCAUCGCGGAUACAACCUGGCGUCUCUUAACGGCCUCUGAGAAGGACAACACCGGCGCAAAAAGCUCCGCCGCGACGGCGGCGGGGUGCCCCCCAAUUGUCAUUGGGCGGCUGCUUGUGUCUACCGAGGAUCGCUGGCGCAUUCAGGCGCAUAUACGGCGCGAGGAGGCGAAGGCCGGCGCCGGAAGAAAGGAGUACAACAAGAAGGUGACGCGUGCGACGAUAAACACAAAGGGACCGCUGCAAAACGGGGGAUUUCCCCCUGGGAGGGGUCGGUCAGUGUGA
Molecule: messenger RNA, 363 nt
Organism: Trypanosoma rangeli
Lineage: Eukaryota; Euglenozoa; Kinetoplastea; Trypanosomatida; Trypanosomatidae
Exons: 1
Coding region: 1-363 (120 amino acids)
Source: RefSeq, a predicted model, not a curated record